This is a messenger RNA of Hibiscus syriacus, 837 nucleotides long. RefSeq names its product OVARIAN TUMOR DOMAIN-containing deubiquitinating enzyme 2. Gene Ontology annotation, biological process: protein deubiquitination; endoplasmic reticulum unfolded protein response. The record is from RefSeq and is a predicted model, not a curated record. Gene Ontology annotation, molecular function: cysteine-type deubiquitinase activity. The transcript has 9 exons. Gene Ontology annotation, cellular component: cytosol; nucleus. The coding region runs from base 136 to 762 and encodes 208 amino acids. Lineage: Eukaryota; Viridiplantae; Streptophyta; Magnoliopsida; Malvales; Malvaceae.
UGAAGUCCCUUUAUUUUAAAGUUAUAUCAUUGUCGGUGUCGAUUCUAGAUCUGGGGGCAUUUGUUCUUUCGUGAUAACAUUCGGUUCUUCUGUAUUUCCUUUGAAUUGCAUUUCAGGUGCAUAAUUAUUUGGAGAAUGGAAGGUAUUGUUGUUAGAAGGGUUAUUCCCUCGGACAACAGCUGCCUUUUCAAUGCUGUUGGGUAUGUUAUGGACCAUGCCAAGAGCAAAGCUCCGGAAUUGAGACAGGUUAUAGAGGCAACAGUGGCAAGUGACCCAACGAAAUAUUCUGAGGUGUUUCUUGGAAAGCCAAAUGCAGAGUAUUGUUCAUGGAUUCUUGACUCAGAAAAGUGGGGAGGCGCCAUUGAGCUUUCAAUAUUAGCAGAUUAUUAUGGACGGGAAAUCGCAGCAUACGAUAUUCAGACAACGCGUUGUGAUUUGUAUGGUCAGGAAAAGAACUACUCUGAAAGAGUCAUGCUGAUCUAUGACGGUCUCCACUAUGAUGCAUUGGCCAUGUCUCCGUUUGAGGGUGCUCCCGAGGAGUUUGAUCAAACUAUAUUUGCUGUACGGAAGGAUAGAACCAUCGGACCAGUGGAAGGUCUUGCAUUGAAUCUGGUUAAGGAUCAACAAAGGAAGAGAAGCUACACCGACACUGCCAACUUCACUUUGCGAUGCGGUGUUUGCCAAAUUGGCGUGGUCGGCCAAAAGGAGGCUGUUGAGCAUGCACAAGCAACAGGCCAUGUGAACUUUCAAGAAUAUAGAUGAUAGAAAAACCGGAGAGGUUAAUGUCGUUUUAUUAACUCAGCUCCACGUUAUACCUACUUUGUCCAUUGAACUUGU